Molecule: messenger RNA, 633 nt
Organism: Xiphophorus maculatus (southern platyfish)
Lineage: Eukaryota; Metazoa; Chordata; Actinopteri; Cyprinodontiformes; Poeciliidae
Exons: 6
Coding region: 19-633 (204 amino acids)
Biological process (GO): homologous chromosome pairing at meiosis; spermatogenesis; oogenesis
Cellular component (GO): central element
Source: RefSeq, a predicted model, not a curated record
GUGAAGCAGAGCACUGUAAUGAAGAAUAAAGAAAAAGCAAAAAGCAUGAAGGUGACCAACAGCCUGCUUCUUCAGUAUGAACAGACGCUGAAAACAGAACUGGAAAGUAGAAAAAGCAGCUACGACCAUGACCAGGAAGUCUACGAAGAGAGGUUUGCUAGCUACCUACAGACACUGCAGUCAUACAAAGAGACAUAUUUCCAAAAUCCCAUCGCUCAGAAGCUCCUCCUGCUGCAGGCUGAGAUAGAGAAAAUUGAGAGUCAAAUUAAACACUGUGAUGAUUGCAUGAUGAUGAAAAAGAAAGAACUGGAACAUCUUACUGAUCCAGAUGUGACUUCCAUGGAAAAACUACCAAAUGGUGUUUUAGGCGAACACCACACAACAGAAGAACAGUCUGAACAGAUGGAGGAGGAUUGCUCCAUUGACAUGUCAUACAUUGAUCUCAACCAAGCAGCUAGUGACCAUGAACCUGCUGCAGAAGUAAACACUGAAGAGAUGAGUGAGGAAAACGAACUGCAGGAUCCAACCAGCUGCUUCACUGCCUCUGACAAAUCAAAUGAAGAGCUGUGGUCUCUGCAGCUGUCAGAUGGUGAAUAUGUCACCCUAGAAAUUGAAAUAAAUUACAUUUUUUGA